Molecule: messenger RNA, 876 nt
Organism: Lodderomyces elongisporus
Lineage: Eukaryota; Fungi; Ascomycota; Pichiomycetes; Serinales; Debaryomycetaceae
Gene: BGL2
Product: glucan 1,3-beta-glucosidase
Exons: 2
Coding region: 1-876 (291 amino acids)
Biological process (GO): carbohydrate metabolic process; cell wall organization
Cellular component (GO): extracellular region; fungal-type cell wall; cell surface
Molecular function (GO): glucan endo-1,3-beta-D-glucosidase activity
Source: RefSeq, a predicted model, not a curated record
AUGCAAUUCAAAAUUGCUUUCAACUUGGGUGUCAAGGAUAACUCUGGUAACUGUAAGACGGUUGAAGAGUUUGAGUCCGACUUGGAACUUCUCAAGGAUACUACUUCAAUCAUCAAGACAUAUGCUGUUUCCGAUUGUAACACUUUGCAAAACUUGGGUCCAGCAGCAGAACAAGAAAACUUUCAAAUUAUGUUGGGUAUCUGGCCAACCGACGAUGCCCACUACCAAGCCGAGAAGGAUGCUUUGCAACUGUACUUGCCAAAGAUUUCCAAGUCUACAAUCAAGAUCUUUUUAGUUGGUUCAGAAGCAUUGUACAGAGAAGAUUUAACUGCUAGCCAAUUGGCAAACAAGAUUGACGACAUUAAGAGCUUUGUUGCCGACAUCAAAGACAAGGAUGGAAACUCAUACAGUGAUAUCCCAGUUGGUACUGUUGACUCUUGGAAUGUUUUGGUUGAUGGUGGCUCUAAACCAGCUAUUCAAGCCGCAGAUGUCGUUUACGCCAAUGCAUUCUCAUACUGGCAAGGACAAACCAACCAAAAUGCCUCAUACUCAUUCUUUGAUGACAUCAUGCAAGCAUUGCAAACCAUCCAAACUACCAAAGGCUCAACUGACAUUGAAUUCUGGGUUGGUGAAACUGGUUGGCCAACCGAUGGUUCAAACUUUGAGAGCUCUGAACCAGGUGUUGACAAUGCCAAGAACUUUUGGCAACAAGGUAUCUGCGCAAUGAGAGCUUGGGGUGUCAAUGUCGCUGUCUUUGAAGCUCUUGAUGAAGCAUGGAAACCAGACUCUUCAGGUAUCUCCGAUGUUGAGAAGCACUGGGGUGUUUGGGACGCCAAUGGAAAAUUGAAAUACGACAUCACCUGUGACUUUGACUAA